AUGAGACUACUACUACCCAAAAGGAUUCAAACAAGGACAUUCCAUUUCACUCGAAUACUUCAUGAAAACCCUCUUGAAUUAUAUAACCGAAGAAUUGAAAGUGGUAGAUUAAGAGAUGAUCCUUAUCAACGAAAAAUUAUCACAGAUUUAUCAUUAUUACAUACAGCAUUAAAUGACUAUAAACCACCAAAAGUAACAACCCCGUCAGUUGAAGAUUUAAAACCAAAAGUUGGAGUAAGUAAAUUCAUAAGCAAAUUAUUCCCUAGUAGUAUUAAAGAACCUGAUAUUGAAAGUUUAUUAGAAAAAGAUAAUGAAGUUAAAGGUAUUUAUUUAUAUGGAGAUGUAGGAUGCGGUAAGACAAUGUUAAUGGACUUAUUUUAUGACACUGUACCCCAACAUUUACCUAAGAAGAGAUUACAUUUCCAUCAAUUUAUGCAACAUUUACACAAAAGAUCACAUCAAUUGAAGAUUGAACAUAAUCAUAAUGAUUUAGAUACUAUACCAUUAUUAGCCAGUGAAAUUAGUCAAGAAUCAACAGUAUUAUGUUUUGAUGAAUUUCAAGUUACUGAUGUUGCUGAUGCUAUGUUAUUACGUAGAUUAAUGAUGAUAUUAUUAAGUCCAGAUUAUGGAGUUAUAUUGUUUGCAACAUCAAAUAGAGCUCCUGAUGAUUUAUAUUUGAAUGGUAUUCAAAGAAAAUCAUUCAUUCCAUGUAUUAAAUUAAUUAAGAAACAAACUCGAGUUAUUUAUUUAAAUAGUCCAACCGAUUAUAGAAAAAUCCCCAGACCAAUUUCAUCAGUUUAUAAAUAUCCCAAACCUGGAGUUAAAUAUGAUUCCAAACUGUUUCAAACAUCCAAAACUAAGCAUGUUACAGAAUGGUAUGAAUAUUUUAAUAAAGAAAAUGAUGAUAAACAAAUUAAUGAAAAUUUUGAAUUGGAAGUCUGGGGUAGAAAAUUAAAUGUUCCCAAAUGUUCAUAUCCAUAUGUUGCUCAAUUCACAUUUGAAGAAUUAUGUGGUAAACCAUUAGCAGCUGGUGAUUAUUUAACAUUAGCAACAUCAUUUCAAAGUUUUUUAAUCACUGACAUUCCUUAUUUAAGUAUUGAAGUUAGAGAUAAAGUUAGAAGAUUUAUCACAUUUUUAGACGCAAUUUAUGAUAACCAUGAUAGAAUUGCUGUUACAGCAGCAUCAAAUUUUAAUGAUUUAUUUGUUGAACCUGAAGAUUUAAAGAAAGGUAAUUUCCAAUUAUAUAAACAUCAAGAAUCUAAAGGUGAAGAAGAAACAUUUGAAAAUGAUGAAUUAGUAACAAAACAUGGAUUCGAUAAGAAAAUAGCUAAAAAGGCAUCGAUGUUUGCAAAUGAUGAAGAAAGAUUUGCAUUUGCUAGAGCAUUAUCAAGAUUAAGUCAAAUGAGUACCACAGAUUGGAUAGAAAAUGUUAGACCUUUGAAUUUACAAGGGGAAAAAUUUUGA
Molecule: messenger RNA, 1464 nt
Organism: Yamadazyma jaroonii
Lineage: Eukaryota; Fungi; Ascomycota; Pichiomycetes; Serinales; Debaryomycetaceae
Source: the annotation of a GenBank genome assembly